AUGGUCAAACUUGACGCGAUUAAGGAGGGAGACGAGAGGUACUUCAUCGCUGUUGGGCUCUUUGAAGGCGAUAAUCUGAAUGAAGACGUGCGGUUCUACGAGCUCGCUUCUCUCCAGGUUGUGAACCACAAGCGGAACCGGACAAAACCCGUCAAGGGUCAACGCAUUGGGGAAAAUUAUAUCUGCUCCUUCUCUGGGGAGAAGAUAAUCCUGCCAAUUUCAGACCCAUCGAAGCGUUUUUUGCUGUACAUUGCUGUUGUCACAAUAAGCAAGGGAACAGACGACCAGGGCAAGACAUUCAAGGAUAUAUCACUUAUGGGAAUUGGAUUCUCACAAGCGUUCGAGGUCAAUGUGUGUAAGAAGUAUCAACAUACCACAGUGGAGCUGCGCCUUGUUGAGGGAGGUGACCCAACCAUUAAUCCGGGAAAGAUUGAGGUGGCGAUUGACGUUUGUAAAAGCGACAAAGGAGAGGCAGUCGCAGAGGACGAGGAAGAGAAUAUCAUGGCCCAGUUCCAGGCUUGA
This is a messenger RNA of Eimeria mitis, 522 nucleotides long. RefSeq lists its product as uncharacterized. Bases 1 to 522 code for a protein of 173 amino acids. The transcript is spliced from 6 exons. The record is from RefSeq and is a predicted model, not a curated record. Lineage: Eukaryota; Apicomplexa; Conoidasida; Eucoccidiorida; Eimeriidae.